Messenger RNA from Sclerotinia trifoliorum, 2002 nucleotides. NCBI's taxonomy places the organism in Eukaryota, Fungi, Ascomycota, Leotiomycetes, Helotiales, Sclerotiniaceae. The record is from the annotation of a GenBank genome assembly.
AUAUAAUAUAUAAAGACUGCUGCAGAGUAUUGGCAUCCUCAAUUUUUAUAUACACCACAUCGCUGGUCUACUUUCCUCACCACUCACCUACAUUAUACAUCAUCUGAUGGACGAGACCCAGCCACUCCUUUCUCCCGUACCGCCACCUACAGCCGCAGCUGGGCAAUAUCCAUACAUUCCCGAUGUGAACAUUCCAAACGAUGAGUCUUUUGAUCAUCGAAUUGAUUUCAAUCCCAACGGAGAUCCGGAAAAUCCAUUAGAAUGGCCAAAAGCUUAUCACAAUGGAGUAACUUUACUUUUAGCAUUCAUGGCAUUCACAGUGUACGCAUUUCAUCCCACCCCACGUUUAACCAAAACUUUCAAUCUCUAACUCUUCAUCAGAACAUUCACUUGUAUCGGUGUAGUUCCCAUCGCCAGACAAAUCAUCCUUGAUCUCGAGAAUCAAGAAUCCAAAUCCGCAUCCGUGCUUCUUGUUACCAUUUGGGAACUCGGAGAAGCAGCUGGUCCUUUACUCAUAGCCCCACUUUCCGAAGUCUACGGUCGAGCGGCCGUUUUUAACGUUGCUAAUGUUCUUUUUAUCAUCUGGACGGUCGUUGCAGCUAUUAGUCAAACAUCUCAUUUGUUUAUUUUGUCGAGAUUCAUGACUGGUUGCGCUGUUGCGUCUAAUGUUCUCAAUCCGGCCGUCAUUGGUGAUAUGUUACCACCUGAUCAAAGAGGUUCGGCAAUGGCAACACUCAUGCUUGCACCACUUUUAGGUGGUGCUAUUGGACCUGCUAUUACUGGAGCAAUUGCUCAAUCGAUUGGAUGGAGAAAUGUUCUUUGGUUUGCGGCGGGUAUGGCUGGAGUUUGUGAGCUUGCUUUCGUUUUCCUGCUGAGGGAGACGUACAAGACUCGUAUUAUACAGCGAAGAAUUGCGAGGUUACAAAAGGAUAAAGAUGGUCUUGCACUUAAAGUUGUAGUAGAGGAAGAGUGUGAACAUACGGCCAUUGCGAUAUGGAAGGCUAUCAAACGGCCCGCAGCUGUAUUUGGAGGAUCUUUCGUCCUGCAAAUUUUGUCGUUUUAUGGGGCAAUCAUGUUUACAUUCUAUUACAUCAUGUCGACAACAUUACCAGAGGUACUGAAAAAUGUCUAUGGGUUUCCUCCGGCAACAAUUGGUUCUUCUUUCUUCGCUUUUAGUAAGUAUUUGGCCAAAAUACUCCUAAUCUACAUAUCUGACUAACGCAAAUAGGUGUCGGAUCAGCGGUUGCCGUCUUUGUUUGCAAUGUGCUUAUAGACCGAAUCUAUAUCUAUCUUCGAACUAAAAACAACAAUAAAUCACAUCCAGAAUACCGAAUGCCUCUCACUGUAAUCAGUGCUUUUAUCCUUCCAAUUUCCAUCGUUCUUUUUGGAUGGACAGCCCAAAAUGGAUGGCCAGUUGCCUUGCUUCUUUCCUUGAUCGGCCUCCAGGGUUUUUCUAUUCUAACGGGCAUGGUUCCGCUUAUGGCUUAUGUAGUCGAUGCAUUUGGAUUAUAUUCAGCAAGUGCUUUGACAGCCGUACUCAUCACGAGAUGUUUGACGAGUACAUUUUUACCAUUAGUUGUUGGACCAUUGACUGAUGCUCUUGGAUAUGGAUGGGGAUUUAUGAUUAUUUCCGGCAUCUGUCUGGUGGUCGCACCGAUUCCAUUAUUGGUUAUGAGAUAUGGAGAGAAGUGGAGACAGUUGUCUACAUAUACGAGGGAUGAAUAAUUUAUGACGAAUUUAUAAAGGAUAAAAUUUUGUAUUGGGCGGGCAUGGAAGCAUAUUAGGUUAGAAGGGAUUUUUCAUUUUAUUACGAGAAUAUAGACCGAUAUAUCAUGAAAUAAUAUGUAUAUAUAUAAAGUUACUCUCGUUUAUCCACUCUCAAAGAUUUUGAGUAUCCUAAGCCUUCCUGUUCAAAUGUCAAAGGCUGGAUGGAGUAAGUACUUCAAGUAACGUAAUCGUCUAAAUCACCUGUUGUUUCUAGUAAUACAACCAUUCACGAAAA